Molecule: messenger RNA, 1556 nt
Organism: Haliotis rubra (blacklip abalone)
Lineage: Eukaryota; Metazoa; Mollusca; Gastropoda; Lepetellida; Haliotidae
Exons: 1
Coding region: 49-915 (288 amino acids)
Biological process (GO): protein phosphorylation
Molecular function (GO): protein serine/threonine kinase activity; ATP binding
Source: RefSeq, a predicted model, not a curated record
GAUAUGGAAAACGUCCAACUCGAUAUAACGAUACGAUAGCUAUCUACAAUGCUUGCAAGUUCAACACUAGCAUCAAGUCCCGACCAGUAUGGCUACAGAUACUGGUGCAGCUUCUGCAGCAAGUCCUUUGCCAAAGGGAAGAGGUUCAACGCUCACCACGGUGUUCUCAAUGGAAAUGGGCCAAAAUAUGGCCUCUUUUGUACCGUGAAGAUCUUUCGCUACAAGAGAGGAUCGGAGCGACUGUGUGACGUUGAAAUACAGAAGUCACUGAAGGUUCAGGAACUGUGCCGAAGCUUUCGCAUUGAAAACAGCAUGAAGAAGAUACAAUUUGUAUGUCUUGUAAAAGCUCAUAUGGACGAAAUAUGGACGCCGUUUUUCUCGUGUUCCUCUUCGUGGAGCAGACCGUUGUUCAGAGACGAGUGGGUUCUCAUUGAAGACUUCCUGAAGAACUUUCAAUGGUUCGUUGGUUCAGAUGGGUCUUCUCCUAAACUAUCUAGAACAAGACAAACAUUGAACGCUUUCGUCCACUAUUCUUUCCACUGCACUUCAGGAUCUCUUGUGGUCUGUGGACUACAGGGAAGUGUGACAGAAGGCUGUUACAUGCUUAAGACCCCAACCAUCCAUUCCGUGAACGAAUCGUACGGAGAUACCGACAAGGGCAUAGCCGGGAUAGAAGAGGUGUUUCAGCACCACAAGUGUAAUUCUAUAUGUAAACAUUUUAUUGUCCCUGCUGCUGUUGCCCGAGACUAUGGAUUAGAUAGGGCGAAUGAUGAAGAUUCUUGUGAGGAAUUCACGAGUGAAGGUGCUUCAGAAGAAUGUUUACUUGGGUUUGAUUCAUCCCGCGAAUCGCUCCUCUCUUCGAGAAGGCCAAUCUCAGCAGCGCCUCCUCCUUACAUGGAAAUUUGCAACAACUGAGGAAUAAAUGUGACUGAUAAAUAAGGGUUUGUUCAUUAGGACAUGUUGAAAGUUCUGUGGAUUAAAAUUAUGCCUUUGCUGUAAAAUAGAGGUUUUAUUUCAAGCUGUUGGCAUCCCUUAAGAUAUAUAAUACCGCAUAAUACCUGCGACAACGACGGCGACGACAGCAACAACGAGACAAUAGCGAUCUGGUCCGUGCAUUGAAUGCUGCACUUUCGGAUAGUAAAGUACGAAUAUAUAUAUAUUGGAAAAGGGCACUCAUAGCCAAAUGCUUUGCUGUAAUCGUCAUGUAUUUCCGUUUAAAGGCUUCCACGCAGAUAUAACACCCUUUAAUACAAUAGCAAUGGAACUGUGCAUAUAUUUCAAUAUAGCAGUCAAGCAAUAACGAAAAGAGUUUUUAAAAACAGAAAUUCAUCCUUCCGCCCGUGCCGCCGUCUGAGAUUGGAAAUGAUGAACACAAAUUGAUGAGAAAGGAAGAAAGAAGCAGGAGCUUGUGACACCAGGUGUCAAAGGCAUGUAGCAGGAAAGUAUUAAACAAUCAACAGUGUCAGGCAUGUCCUGACGGGGUUGAUGGAUACUAUUCAUAAGAUGUCUAACCCUCUGACUAGAUAUUGUAUGUGAUUAAAAUAUUCUUAAGAAGC